AUGGAUACUCCAAACCCUAAGCGACAGUGCUGUGAUGCUUUCUCCUCGAUCCAAAGACCUAAUUCUGUUACUAUAGCUCCAGAUUUCAACCAGAAUGACUUUGAUUCGACUAUCUCCUCUUUUCUUUUGUUGCCUGAUUCGCCAUAUAAUUCUAUUGGUUGCUCUUUCGAUAGAGUGCAAGGUCAAGUUCUCGACUCUGCUUCCAAAGCUUCCGGUGAUGAUUCCGUCAGGGAUCGUCUCAUCGAUCGUACUGGCAAACUCGCAUUUCUUCUUCUUGAAUCCACCAAACGAUUCUCUCGAAUGCGCGCUACUCACUACAAUUACAAUUCUUGGUCCCUCCCUGAUGAACUCACCAUUAAGGUGUUUUCGGGGCUUGAUACAAAGUCUCUGAUGCAAGCUUCAGCAUGUUGCACCAUGUUCCGCAAAUGUUCUAUAGACCCUUUAUGUUACUCUCACAUUGACUUGAAAAUGGGUGGCAAACGCAUUUUUGAUGAAAUUGUGUGUAGUAUGAUUCACAAAGCUGGAACAGAACUCAGAUCCCUUAAACUCGGUCGUGUUAUAUCUUCACGCAAAGGAUCUUCGUUCACAAGCACUUGUCUUACCUCAGUAAUUCGUAAUCAUGGUGGUCUCUUGAGAAGCCUACAACUUUACAAUCGUAUCGACAGGAACCAAGUCCUUAUGCGCUUUGUUAUCAGUGUAUCUUCUUCAACCGUUGAGGCAUUUGUUACCUCCUGCCCCAGCUUAACUACGCUAAAGCUCGUAGGUUUUGGACUAAAGGAAGAAACAGUCAGAAAUCUUGCGGAGGGUUUUCCUAAGCUUACAUACAUGAAUCUGACUAGAACGCCUGGAAUUAGUGGUCGGUUUUUGAGGGAUUUGAGAACUAUCGGCAGAGACAGUCCAAUCAAGACUCUAAUAUUGCGUGACUGUCAUUGUCUAGAUAGGAGAGAAAUAGGGUAUUUUUUGGAUUCACUUCUCAAUGGACACUUCAAAUUCAUUCGACAUAUUGACGUAACAAGUGAAGUUGCUGAUGGGGGUAGGGAAAUUAUCAUAGGAAAGUAUAUUAUAACGAAGCUGAAAGAACAAAGAUCAGAUGUCACAAUUGUAGCCAAAUCUGUUUGUUUUUAG
Molecule: messenger RNA, 1125 nt
Organism: Arabidopsis thaliana (thale cress)
Lineage: Eukaryota; Viridiplantae; Streptophyta; Magnoliopsida; Brassicales; Brassicaceae
Product: F-box SKIP17-like protein
Exons: 10
Coding region: 1-1125 (374 amino acids)
Source: RefSeq, marked reviewed